This is a messenger RNA of Exophiala dermatitidis NIH/UT8656, 2367 nucleotides long. RefSeq lists its product as uncharacterized. Gene Ontology annotation, biological process: RNA polymerase III preinitiation complex assembly. The record is from RefSeq and is a predicted model, not a curated record. NCBI's taxonomy places the organism in Eukaryota, Fungi, Ascomycota, Eurotiomycetes, Chaetothyriales, Herpotrichiellaceae. Gene Ontology annotation, molecular function: TFIIIC-class transcription factor complex binding. The transcript has a single exon. The coding region runs from base 1 to 2367 and encodes 788 amino acids. Gene Ontology annotation, cellular component: transcription factor TFIIIB complex.
AUGUCUACCUUCAGUUCCGUCGUCCGGAAACCUGGGCAGAAGAUCGCACCCAAGGCAGCCCCUCGACGGAAUGUACAGAGGAAUCCACCGAGACCUACGGCGGCGCCGUCAUUGACCCCGGAGAGUCAGGCAGUGACAGAGAAGGAGGCUGUACCUGGGGAUCAAAGUGUGGCGGAGAAGCAGCCCUCAACUGAGAACCUACCGGUCGCCGAAAUCCAGACCGUGACGCCUAGCAUUGAGGAUGUUCACAAGGGUCUGCCAGCCCAGGAAGGAGCCCAGACUGGCGAGAAAGUCUCUGCCCAGGCGCAGCAAAGAACCGAUCAAGAAACCAAUCGGGCGCAGCAAGCCAAUGACCAGGAAGUCAAUCGGGCCCCGCCAGUCCUCGAGUCGACAGAAAUUCCCCCGGUCUCAGCUGCAGUCGAAACGUCUGUGCCACUUGCUGCUUCCCCCGAGCCCGUUGCCAGAUCUUCCCCGCAGAUCGGAAGUCAAGCCACGCCGCCGGACUCUGUUCAAGUCUUGCCUCCGAGCAUUGUCAGUCAAGAUGCUACCAUCAUCCAUCCUGUGCAUACAAGCCCCAGUCCCAGACGGGUUGAUGCUAUCCCUACGGUCGCGCCCUCCGGUACUCCCACUCCUCAAAAGAGAAGAUUAACCAAUGAACUUACACCAGUCCGGUCAGAAGAAUCUACUCAAGAUGUAGACGGCGGCGCUGAAGAGCAUGCCCAUGCCCCAGAACCCUCGCCUAAGCGACAGAAGACUUCACACCCCCAGCAGCAUACAAGUCCCAGGUGUGAUGGCGGUAUCCCUAUGAUUGCGCCCUCAGGGGCUCCCACUGUGCAUAGGAGAAGAUUGACAAAUGAACCUACACCGGUCCGGUCAGAAGACUCGACCCAAGCUGGAGAUGGCGGCGCUGAAGAACAGGCCCAUUCCCCGGAACCCUCGCCCAAGAGACAGAAAACUUCACACCCCCAGCAGCAUACCGCUCCGACGCGAACUAGUGUCACACCACCUCCAACAGACAGCCUUCAGAACAUACUCAGGAGCAGUCCGCGACACCGACGUAGUGAGUCACGGACGUCUGACGUGUUGUUGCAAGAUGCAACCAGUCAGGCAGCCGCAGUGUCGGAACUGGCAAACUCGAUCGAAAAUAGGGUGAGAGAAACCAGGUCUCGUGCGGCACGUCCUGCAGCUGCUUCCAUGGUCGAAACAGACUCGCCGGAUGAGCAGGUGAGUGAGCCGGAUGUUAAUGAAGCGAGGAAAGCCAAAAAGCCCCGAAAAAAGCGAGCGCGAAACGCGGCCCUCGAAGGCCUUGCCGACCAAGUUGUGGAAAACGCGGUGACCGGUGGCAAGCGCGGAGGCAGUCGUCGGUUGUCACGGUUGCCUACGCCGGAAAAUGCCGAAGAACACGAGGUUGAUCCGGACGAAGUUUCCAUGGGUGAUCUGGUGAGAGACAAUAAGCUUGGGAAAAAGUCGGAAACAGAAAAGAGGAUGCAGGAGAACUGGGAAGAUAUUCUGCGACGGAGAAAGGAGGAGAUUGAACGGCGCAGAGAGGCUGCCGGGCAGAGAAGACAUGGAAGACAAGAACUCAACUUGAAUCAGGCCGCCGAAGAAUCAGGGCGAGCGCAUGUGCCUCAGCAAAUCAUUGUCAAUGGCCAGAUUGUUGUCGCAGCGGAGUCGCGAGAAGUUGCGUUCGGCGCGGGCGUAGAACAGGCAGUCAUAGAAGAUGCCGACGUUGCGCUUGAAGACGAUCGCAUCUACAAAUACGUUCACCAGGGGACCUUGGGCAAGCACGCAGGCCGUCGCCGAGGGACCCGCUGGGACGAUGUUUCAACUGAACUGUUCUACAAAGGCUUACGCAUGUUUGGCACUGAUUUCAGCUUGAUCGCGAACCUUUUCCCGGGAAUGGAUCGAAGACAGAUUAAGCUCAAAUUCGUCGCUGAGCAACGGAUCAAUCCUGCUCGGGUGGAACGAUCGGUAGCAACAAAAGAACCGGUGGACAUCGAGGAAUAUGCAAGAAUGACCAACCAGGAAUUCCAAGAUCCGGAUGCCCUUCAGGCAGAGCUGGACGCGGAAGAAAAGAGGUUGAGGGACGAGGAGGAACGCCGACGCGCGAAUCAGGGAUAUGUUGAUGGUGCCGACGUAGCCCUGCCAUCGACGGAAGGGGACGGCGAUGGAGUUGGCGAGGACGGGCGAGAGGCGCAUUUGGCAUCUUUGGCCCAGGGAGUCGUCAAUGCAGCUGGUAGGAAGCAGGGUCAAGUACGCCGGGGCAAGGAGCCUCUCGGACGUGGAAGACAGGCUAAGAAGAAGGGAAUGCCCAUGGAGGGCGUGGAGGAGAGGAUCGGUCCCAUCGAGGAAGUUUAUGGAACUUGA